CCGGAGGGUCGAAGGGCAUCGGAGUCCAGCUUGCCCUCGAGCUACUAGAGGUCGCGUUCUUCCGCUGCUCCCUUUCGUUCUGUCGGGCGGAGCCUUCUGUGAGCACGGCUGGAUUUGUCUGUGCUACCGUCUCUCUUUUGGGUUUCAAUAAAGUUUUCCUCUUCCUUCCCCUGUACGGAGCUCAAGAUGGCGGCCUCUUGGUCGCCCUUGGUUACCCUGCGCUUAGCGCCGAGCCGGCUGAGAGGAAGAUGUGUCCGGUGCAGGGCUUGGGCCGCUGCUCUCCCCACUUCGGUCACCGCCCCUGGAAACCCCUUUUGUAAAGCCUAUACAGUUCAGACAGCCAAGAGUAUGUCUCCAACUGCUGCUACAGAGGUUUAUUCAAAAGCUUUAGCUGUUUGCCAUGGACCACUGGACCACUAUGACUUUCUGAUCAAAGCUCGUGAGCUAAAGGACGAUGAACAUCAAAGAAGAGUCAUACAGUGUUUGCAGGAAUUACAUGAGGACCUCAAAGGAUACAGUAUAGAGGCAGAAGGCCUUUUUUCUAAGCUUUUUUCAAGGAGCAAACCUCCAAGGGGCCUGUAUGUUUAUGGAGAUGUUGGUACAGGGAAAACAAUGGUGAUGGACAUGUUUUAUGCUUAUGUGGAAAUGAAGAGGAAAAAACGGGUUCAUUUUCAUGGUUUCAUGCUAGAUGUUCACAAAAGAAUACACCGCCUUAAACAGAGUUUGCCAAAAAGGAAACCAGGAUUCAUGGCUAAAUCAUACGAUCCAAUAGGUCCUAUAGCUGAAGAAAUCAGUGAAGAAGCAAGUCUUUUAUGUUUCGAUGAAUUUCAGGUCACUGACAUUGCUGAUGCCAUGAUUCUGAAACAGCUUUUUGAAAAUCUGUUCAAAAACGGGGUCGUCGUUGUGGCAACAUCCAACAGGCCACCGGAAGAUCUCUAUAAAAAUGGACUCCAAAGAGCUAACUUUGUACCAUUCAUAGCUGUCCUGAAGGUCUCUAAGGCAAUGGGAGAGUGGAAUGCAUGUAUUUGGGCAAUGCUGUAUUUCUUUCUGGAAUACUGUAAUACUGUCCAGCUAGAUUCUGGGAUAGAUUAUCGGAAAAGGGAACUUCCUGCUGCAGGAGAACUCUACUACCUCACAAGUGAAGCUGAUGUGGAGGCUGUCAUGGAUAAGUUGUUUGAUGAGCUGGCUCAGAAACAAAAUGAUUUAACUAGACCAAGGAUUCUAAAAGUGCAAGGCAGAGAGCUGCGGCUGAAUAAAGCCUGUGGAACCAUUGCCGACUGCACAUUUGAAGAGCUAUGUGAGAGAGAUAUACAACAAAGGCUUACCUGGGGAGUGAGGAAUUUGGGCCAACUAAGAAAAAGUGGGAUUUUUUUGCCACUUGGAGCCAGUGACUAUUUGGAACUGUCAAAGAAUUUUGAUACAGUAUUUUUACGAAACAUUCCACAAUUUACCCUGGCAAAGAGGACCCAAGCUCGGAGAUUCAUAACUCUCAUUGAUAACUUUUAUGAUUUCAAGGUGCGCAUAAUUUGCUCUGCAUCAACUCCCAUAUCAAGCUUAUUUUUGUAUGAACAUCAUGACAGUGAGUUGGAGCAAAGCAGAAUACUGAUGGAUGAUUUGGGGCUGAGCCAGGACUCAGCAGAAGGACUCGCCAUGUUUACUGGAGAAGAGGAAAUCUUUGCAUUUCAGCGCACAAUUUCCCGACUCACAGAAAUGCAGACUGAACAAUACUGGAAUGGAGGGGACAGAAGGAAGAAGUAGCCGUCACUUUUGCAUGAAUAAAACUCUGGGCAAAUCAUUACCGCAGGGAGAACUCUUUAUUAUGGGACUUGAAGGAAUCAUUUUCUCAUCAUUAAUUAAGCACUUUGUCCUCUGGACCAUUUUUAUCUAAAAUUGCUGUCAAAGAUGUAGUGGAUUAGUAAGUUAAAGCCAUUUUUAGGUCUACUUUUUGCCUAUUUAUUUGGCCUUAUUUCUGCACCACAAAAUUAAAAUCAGCACUCCUGAAGUUGAAUGUAGGACUAGGCAUUUUGGUUUCAUAUUAAGCCACCUGAAUGAACCUUGAACACACACACACGUGGUAAAUGCAGGGUGUUGGGAAAUCUCUAAGCUUUGGCUACAUGGUAGCCGCACAAUAGAAACACAUCUUUAUGAGAGGGGAAGAAAAAACUCUACAUUUCAAUUAAAAACAAGGAAAGCUUUAUGAUCUUAUUUCUUUUCUUUUUCCCCCAUGGUACUUUAUAUGAC
This is a messenger RNA of Delphinapterus leucas (beluga whale), 2241 nucleotides long. NCBI's taxonomy places the organism in Eukaryota, Metazoa, Chordata, Mammalia, Artiodactyla, Monodontidae. The record is from RefSeq and is a predicted model, not a curated record.